AUGGAGAUUCCAGAGAAUCAUCAUCACGAAACAUGGUCAGAAACAGAAAGUAUCGGAAGCAGAAGCACCCGAAGCGCGAGAGUCGGCUUCAGCGGCUCCCUCAGCGGACCAUUAAGCGGUCCGUUAGUCUCCAACAACAAGAAGAGAAGCAGCAAGAAGAGCGCGAGGUUCAGCGAUGACGUGGAGGAUUUCGUCGAGAUCACACUCGACGUCCGCGACGACACCGUUUCGGUACAGAACAUUCGCGGCGGUGACUCCGAGACGGCGUUGCUCGCUAGCCGUUUGGAGAAACGGCCGUCCACGCUUUCCGUUAAACUCAAACAGGUUUCUCAGGAGCUGAAAAGAAUGACGUCGUCGAAGAAGUUCGAUAGGGUUGAUAGAGCCAAAUCUGGUGCGGCGCGUGCGCUGAAAGGACUUAAGUUUAUGACCAAAACCGUUGGAAGUGAUAGAGGUUGGUCUCAGGUGGAAAAGCGGUUUGAUGAAUUGGAAGUUGAUGGAAAACUUCCUAAAACGCGCUUUAGCCAGUGCAUUGGUAUGAAUGAGUCAAAGGAUUUUGCUGGUGAACUGUUUGAUGCAUUGUCUCGUCGGCGGGGGAUAACAUCAGCUUCAAUAACAAAAGAUGAACUGCGGGAAUUUUGGGAGCAGAUGACAGAUCAGAGUUUUGAUUCAAGAUUACAAACUUUCUUUGAUAUGGUGGACAAAAAUGCUGAUGGACGAAUCUCUGAAGACGAAGUUAGAGAGAUUAUUACCUUAAGUGCUUCUGCUAACAAGCUGUCAAAGUUACAAGAUCGCGCAGAAGAAUAUGCUGCUCUAAUCAUGGAGGAGUUAGAUCCAGAUAACCUUGGAUUUAUUGAGGUACACAACUUGGAAAUGCUUCUUUUGCAAGCUCCAGCACAAUCAACUCACAUGCACACAGAUAGUAGAGUUUUGAGUCAAAUGUUGAGCCAAAAGCUAGUUCCUACCAAAGAGCACAACCCUAUAAAACGUGGUUUUCGAUCGUUGAACUACUUCAUUGAAGACAAUUGGAAAAGAAUUUGGAUUGUAGCACUUUGGAUUGCAAUCUGUGCUGGACUUUUCACUUGGAAAUUCAUCCAAUACAAAAACCGUGCUGUGUUUCAUGUCAUGGGCUAUUGUGUCACAACAGCGAAAGGUGCUGCUGAAACUCUCAAAUUCAACAUGGCUUUGAUUUUGUUACCUGUUUGUAGAAACACCAUCACUUGGCUUAGGACCAAAACCAAACUAGGAGUUGCUGUUCCCUUUGAUGAUAACAUCAACUUUCACAAGGUCAUAGCUUUCGGCAUUGCUAUUGGUGUAGGGUUACAUGCUAUUUCGCAUUUAACAUGUGAUUUCCCUAGGCUAUUACAUGCAACAGAUGCAGAAUAUAUACCCAUGAAGCCAUUUUUUGGGGAUGUUAGGCCCAACAAUUAUUGGUGGUUUGUAAAAGGCACUGAGGGUUGGACUGGUAUAGUCAUAAUAGUGCUUAUGGCUAUAGCUUUUACUUUGGCCCAACCUUGGUUCAGAAGAAACCAACUUAAACUCCCUAAAGCUUUGAAAAAGCUCUCUGGUUUUAAUGCAUUUUGGUAUUCUCACCACCUCUUUGUCAUUGUCUAUGCUCUUCUUAUUCUACAUGGAUACAAGUUAUAUCUUUCCAAGGAAUGGUACAAGAAAACGACUUGGAUGUAUCUUGCCGUUCCUAUGAUUAUAUACGCAUGCGAGCGACUACUUCGUGCUCUUAGGUCUGGCAACAAAAGUGUCAAGAUUUUAAAGGUUGCAGUGUACCCUGGAAACGUGUUGGCGUUGCAUGUGUCAAAACCACAAGGGUUUAAAUACCAUAGUGGACAAUAUAUUUUUGUUAAUUGCCCAGAUGUAUCUCCAUUUCAAUGGCAUCCUUUCUCUAUUACGUCAGCCCCUGGAGAUGAUUAUGUUAGUGUUCACAUUAGGACUUUGGGUGACUGGACAUCACAAUUGAAGGCUGUUUUUGCCAAGGCAUGUCAGCCAGCAAGUGGUGACCAAAGUGGUCUUCUAAGAGCUGAUAUGUUACAAGGCAACAACAUACCAAGGAUGCCAAAGCUAUUGAUUGAUGGUCCAUAUGGAGCACCAGCACAAGACUACAAAGACUACGAAGUAAUCCUUCUAGUAGGUUUAGGAAUUGGUGCAACCCCAUUGAUAAGCAUAUUAAAAGAUGUACUAAACAACAUGAAACAACAAAAAGACAUAGAACAAGGAGGAGUAGAAAGUGAUGUUAAAAACAACAAAAGAAAACCAUUUGCCACAAACAGAGCCUAUUUCUAUUGGGUCACUCGUGAACAAGGCUCCUUUGAAUGGUUUAAAGGUGUGAUGGAUGAAAUUGCAGAUUAUGAUAAAGAUGGACUAAUUGAACUUCAUAAUUAUUGUACAAGUGUGUAUGAAGAAGGAGAUGCUAGAUCAGCUUUAAUCACAAUGCUUCAGUCUCUUCACCAUGCCAAAAGUGGUGUUGAUAUUGUUUCAGGAACAAGAGUUAAGACACAUUUUGCUAGACCAAAUUGGCGUACUGUGUUUAAACAUACAGCUCUCAAACAUCCUGGCAAAAGAGUUGGUGUUUUUUACUGUGGGGCUGCUGGAUUGGUUGGACAACUUAAGAGUCUUUCUCUUGAUUUUUCAAGGAAAACCAACACUAAAUUUGAGUUUCAUAAAGAAAAUUUUUAG
Vicia faba (fava bean) is the source of this 2685-nucleotide messenger RNA. The record is from the annotation of a GenBank genome assembly. NCBI's taxonomy places the organism in Eukaryota, Viridiplantae, Streptophyta, Magnoliopsida, Fabales, Fabaceae.